Messenger RNA from Spirodela intermedia, 1741 nucleotides. NCBI's taxonomy places the organism in Eukaryota, Viridiplantae, Streptophyta, Magnoliopsida, Alismatales, Araceae. The record is from the annotation of a GenBank genome assembly.
AUGCCGGAAGCGGCAGGAUACUACAAUUCGAAGAAGACUGAUGACAUCUGCGAGGAGGUCUGCGGGCAGGUAAUGGUGGAGCACUCUACUCUCUCGCUCUCUGUCUCUGUCUCUCUCUCUCUCUCUCUCUCUCUCUCUCUCUCUCUCUCUCUCUCUCUCUCUCUCUCUCUCUCUCUCUCUCUCUCUCUCUCUCUCUCUCUUCCCUCUCCACCUCCCUCCUCCUCCCCCUCCCUCUCCCUCGAAUGGCGUCGCAUCCAUCAGAUCCGCCCGCGCAUUCUCAUCUCUCCUGCUCCUCCAUCGCCCCCGGAUUCUCCAUGGUCAUCAAUUGGGAAGGAAACCCUAUCCUCUCCUCCAGUUCAUCCCGUUUCUUCUCCCUCCUCCUCUUCCACCCUUCCUUGAAUUCCGUCAAUCUCUGCAACAACAACAAGAAAAACCUACCGAAUGCAUGCCAUUCCAUCCCAUCGCAUCCCAUUCCUGCUCUACAAUUCCUCGCCCCUUCCCUCCCUCGAUCGAAGAAGGAGCAAGGAGGAAGGAGGAAAGAGGGAGGACAAUGAUCUCUCUCUCUCUCUCUCUCUCUCUCUCUCUCUCUCUCUCUCUCUCUCUCUCUCUCUCAUGGAUGAAGGGUUUGUUGUUGGUGUUGCAGGCGUCGAGGGCGGCCCUGACCAUGACGAGGAUCCGAUGCGUGCUGCGAGGGGUGGACAUCAGGGCCUUCAUCCUCCUCGCCAUCCUCGUCCCCAGUUGCCUCUUCGGCAUCUACCUCCACGGGCAGAAGAUCAGCUACUUUUUGCGGCCGCUGUGGGAGCGGCCCCCGAAGCCCUUCAACAACAUCCCACACUACUACCACGAGAACGCCUCCAUGGCCGAGCUCUGCAAGCUCCACGGGUGGCGGAUCAGGGACUCCCCGAGGAGGGUCUUCGACGCGGUGCUCUUCAGCAACGAGCUUGACAUCCUCGCCAUCCGCUGGCACGAGCUCCGCCCCUACGUCUCCGAGUUCGUCCUCCUCGAGUCCAACUCCACCUUCACCGGCAUCCCCAAGCCGCUAUUCUUCUCCGAGAACAAGGAAGCCUUCUCCUUCGUGAAGCCUAGGUUGACCUACGGCACCAUCGCCGGCAGGUUCGUGAAGGGGGAGAACCCCUUCGUGGAGGAGUCCUACCAGCGGGUCGCCCUGGACCAGCUGCUCCGCCAUGCGGGCAUCUCCGACGGCGACCUCCUGAUCAUGUCCGACGUCGACGAGAUCCCCAGCGGUCACACCAUCAACCUUCUCCGCUGGUGCGACGGCACCCCGGAGAUCCUGCACCUGCAACUCCGCAACUUCCUCUACUCCUUCGAGUUCUUCCUCGAUGACAAGAGCUGGAGGGCUUCCGUCCACAAGUACCGGCAGGGGAAGACGAGGUACGCCCACUUCCGACAGACCGAUGACCUGCUCUGGGAUGCAGGGUGGCACUGCAGCUUCUGCUUCCGCCGCAUCAGCGAGUUCAUCUUCAAGAUGAAGGCCUACAGCCAUGUCGACAGGGUGAGGUUCUCCUACUACCUCAGGCCAUCGAGGAUCCAGGAGGUGAUCUGCAAGGGGGCCGACCUGUUUGAUAUGCUACCAGAGGAGUACACCUUCAAGGAGAUUAUUGGGAAGCUCGGCCCCAUCCCUUCUUCCUUCUCUGCCGUUCACCUGCCUGCGUUCCUCCUGCAGAACGCCGACAAGUACAGGUUCCUCCUCCCGGGGAAUUGCCAGAGAGAGAGUGGCUGA